AUGAUCGUGUCAAACCAUAGCCACGUUUACGCGCUUUUGGCGUCGAGAUUGUCGAAAGUGAUUAAUCGUGGGUAUAAUAGCACGAUAUCUAAUGGCACUAUAUAUAAUGGCACGAUAUCUAAUGGCACGGCAUCCGGGAAUAUUCUGAGAAUUCAACCGCUUGGCAACUCGAUAACUUUUGGCUAUUUGUCUACUGAUGGAAAUGGCUAUCGCCUCGGUCUCCUUGAUCAACUCAUUUCUGCUGGAAAUACGGUCCAGUAUGUUGGUUCCGUUCGAGUGGGUAACAUGAGCGAUAAUUUUAACGAGGGCCAUCCUGGAGCCGUCAUCUCACAAAUCGCCGAAUAUGCAAAGCUAUCAUUCUCUGAGGAUCCCAAUCUCGUUCUGUUGAUGGCUGGUACGAACGACAUGAACGACUUACUGAAUGUCACUACCGCUCCGGAGCGACUCAGCGCACUUAUCGAUGAAAUUAUUUCUUCGGUUCCAGACGUGACUGUAAUAGUUGCUCAACUCACCCCAGCUGCAAAUACGACAGUAGAGAGCGCGAUAGUUACGUUCAACUCUAUGAUCCCCGACAUCGUCGCAUCUAAAGUUAACACUGGGCAAAAGGUAUCCACAGUUAACAUGAUGGACUAUGUUACUGUGAAUGACCUAGCAGAUGGACUUCAUCCGACAGAUCAUGGAUAUCAGCAAAUGGCAAAAGCGUGGUUCGCGGGCAUUCAGGAAGUGCAGAAGAAAGGAUGGAUAGAUCCUCCGAUUUCCACCAACAUUACUACUGUGACCAACUCUACUAUUGUUUCUACCAAUGCUGUUAAUGCUACUGUUGCUGUCACUCAGCCUGUUCGGACUACACUUCCUACUAGUACGAGUUCGAGCACAACUUCUAGUAGUAGCAGCACCUCUUCUAAAUCAGCUUCUGACCGACAGUUCCUCAUUCCUCCGGUGGGCACCAUAUCUCUUUCCGCUUUGCUUGGUUACUUUCUGUUCGCCUGA
Sclerotinia sclerotiorum 1980 UF-70 is the source of this 990-nucleotide messenger RNA. RefSeq lists its product as hypothetical. Lineage: Eukaryota; Fungi; Ascomycota; Leotiomycetes; Helotiales; Sclerotiniaceae. The transcript has 3 exons. The record is from RefSeq and is a predicted model, not a curated record. The coding region runs from base 1 to 990 and encodes 329 amino acids. Gene Ontology annotation, molecular function: phosphatidylcholine lysophospholipase A1 activity.